UGUAACAAGUAAUAGCAAGAGCGCAGCCUGUGGUAGGCGGGGUGAGGGGGAUGGGUCGAUGAAUGAUAAGACCAGGAGGGAAGACGGUUCGAUACAGAGGUGAGUGCUAGUGAUGAUGACAAUGGCGCAUGUAGGGGCAGUAUUUGCAGCAAUAGCAGGAGUGAUGGCCAUCAUUUUGCACUCCUCCAUUCACAAGAUAGAAGAAGGACACCUUGCUGUGUACUACAGGGGUGGGGCAUUACUGACUUCUCCCAAUGGUCCUGGAUAUCACAUUAUGCUGCCUUUCAUUACCACCUUUAGAUCAGUGCAGACUACUCUCCAAACUGAUGAGAUCAAGAAUGUGCCUUGUGGAACGAGUGGUGGUGUGAUGAUCUAUUUUGACAGGAUAGAGGUUGUUAACAUGCUGGUCUCUUCAGCAGUGGUGGACAUUGUGAGGAACUAUACUGCUGAUUAUGACAAAACUCUAAUUUUCAACAAGAUUCACCAUGAACUCAACCAGUUCUGCAGUGUACACACACUACAGGAGGUCUACAUUGAGUUGUUUGACAUUAUAGAUGAGAACCUGAAGACUGCAUUGCAGAAAGACCUUACUGUUAUGGCACCUGGACUUACAAUACAGGCAGUCCGUGUUACCAAGCCAAAAAUCCCCGAGUCUAUCAGGAGGAACUUUGAACUCAUGGAAGCGGAAAAGACUCGUCUGUUAAUCACAGUUCAGACUCAGAAGGUGGUGGAAAAGGAAGCAGAGACCGAAAGGAAGAAGGCCAUUAUUGAGGCUCAGAAAAUGGCCCAGGUAGCAGAGAUCCACUUCCAACAGAAGGUGAUGGAGAAAGAGACAGAGAAGAGGAUCUCUCAAAUAGAGGAUUCUGCCUUCCUGGCAAGGGAGCGGGCAAAGGCUGAUGCAGAAUUUUACACUGCUACGAAGUUGGCUGAAGCAAACGCGUUGAAGUUAACCCCGGCGUACCUGGAGCUGAUGAAGUACCAGGCCAUAUCAGCUAACAGUAAGAUCUACUUUGGCCAGGAGAUCCCUAACAUGUUUGUAGAGGGAAACAACAGCCCCCCUAAGUCUGUGCACGCCGCUAAUCUGCCCAAUGCUCAACAAGACUUUCUUAAAACGGAGGGGCAGUGAGUCCACAGCUCUGUUUCUGCACAGGACAGGAGAACCUGAUGGGGAACCUGUCUUGUCUGUGAGGCGGAGAGCACUGAAAUGAAGAUAAUGGGUGGGACGGCUUUGCAGCUAGUGUGGUAAACAAACACACUUAAGUCUUAAAUCUAAAUGGCAUAGGAACAAUUCAGGACAAGCAGAAUUGAGAGCUUGGAGAGGCAAGAUAAAAGGGAACUUCUUUUUGUUUUUACCUUCCACUCUUUGCGAGUUGUAGGAAUGAGAAUGAUGCCAUAGUUAAAAAUUAAAAGCAUAAUAAAUGCUUAUGCCUGGAAAGGCGACGGCAAGUAGUCGCCCUAAUUUACAUGUGCUUGCAACCAGUGCAGUGUUUAACUUUGCUGUUGGAUCUGCAUUUAUUUUGUUUGUUGUAUGCAAGAAGAGUGAUUUGUGAUGAAAAUUAAUAUGAUUUUUGAGAAUUAAUUUCUGGUUUAGCUGAACUGGAAUCUUGACAGGUGACACUAAUUAAAGGCGGGAUGCUUUGUGUAAGUGUGUAACGUGGGUAGGUCAUCUCUUUGUCAUCUUCUCCUACACUAAAUCACUAGUUGGCUCUUCUCCCUUAAUACAAGUCAGUGUGAGGACUGUUUUAAUCCCACCUCAGAGCAAAUGCUGCUUAUGGAUGAACUUAAAAUGGUUAUGACAGGUUAUACACAGCAGUUUAAACAUUAUACACGCAGAUAUUUCAGCAGUCGUUCACCACAUAGAGCCCACCUACAUUUCCAGUUGGCUGAAAUCAAGCAGACUUGAAAAAUGAGCUAUGAAAAAAAAUGUUUUAUAUGUAAACAUUCUACAAAAUGGCCUGCGUACAGUUUGAUACUAUUCUACAGAUACUCAAGUCAUUUAAGUCGAGGGCUUUCAUCAUGUGGUGGUGACAGAUUGGUAGUAAUGUUGUUUAUCUUCUGUUUGCUUGGUGAAAUUUUGCUGUUAUUAGUUGUGGUUGAGAGCGCAGCCACCACAGUAAGACUUAAGAUGAUGCACUAAGACCUGCUUUGGCAUUUACUGUGAAGCCAUCCGAGGAAAAAGGUUCUAGUGCUGCUAAAAGAAAUUCAGAUUUUGUCUUUUAAGAGUUGAGUAAUAGUUAAAAGUUUAAUAUGUAAGUGUAACAACAAAUCAGUUGAGUAAUGGUGCCACUGGAGGAAGUUGUGAUUUGUAUUCCUUCGUCAAGAAGUCCAGUAAGUCUUUCUUUCCUCCAUCUGGCUUUGAUUAUCAGGGCCAUGCAAGCGGAAAUUUGUAGUGGCUUAAUUCAGAUGAUUAUUAGUGCCUGCGAUUGUCUGCCAACUGUGUUGUUAUACAGCUUAUUCAGAUGUGGUUGGAAUGUAAACUCUCACGAGACGGACGUUUAUUUUAAUAAAACAGCUGCUCAAUGUCGUACAGAGCUUACCCUCUUCAAAAAUCAAAAUCAUCUAUUUGUGCUGGAAAAUUAAAAAGAAAAUAAAUGAGCAUCUACGCUGUAUGUUUAAAAUCUGUUAAUGGAAUCUGGUCAUACACAAGUUGGAACUGAAGUUGUGAGACAAGACAAUAUUUGACUUUUUGAUUUGAGGAUAAGCAGAGCUCUGAUUUAGUUUCAAACGAAAGUUCGUUGUCUAAAAUAAAACGCCACAGUCAACUAGAUUUUGUGUCUUCUGAAAAUAUUUAAGGUGACAUUUUGAUUGCACGGUCACCAUUUUAUUGCACCGUCUAUUUACAGUAGGUGUCUGUAAAAUUGAAUAUUAUGAGGUUGUUUGUCAUUCAAAGUAUAAAUAAUCUAAACAAAAUAUCCUUUCCACUGUCGAUGUUAACAUUUUUCUGCAAUUAAAGAAUGAAUGGACUGUUUUUCAAUCUUUGCUAAACAGAAUUUAAAAGGCAACACAUAGCUCCUAACAAUAAUUUGCACUUAGUGAAAAUUUGUUUAACCUCCCAUCAUUUUUGUGAUGAAAUGAGUUCCAGUACUACACAAAAACAAGCUUUAUUCUAUUUAAAGAUGAAUGUUGAUAAAGCUUGGGCUUAAACAAGAUGCAAGUUGGUGCUAGUUUUUAUUGUGUUUUAAGCUUUCGUUCAGCUCUGCAUUUCAGAAACAUGGAAAUAACUUCCGCUAUUCAGAAUUCAAGCCUUAAAUAAUAAGAAACUAAAACACGUAACAUUAAGACUUGGGUUUACAAACUGUACUGUGCAGUCUCUUCAUAGACUCUCGCUGAGAAUGACAGAACUAGCAGUGGACACUACUAGUGUUUGGAAGAUGUGAUGUUUACUUGACCUCCGAAUGGCAGUCAAAGGCUGCGCUGCACUGCAUUUGCUUUGGUGGUGGGUUCAAAUAAAGAUGCAAAAGGGGGUAGGAAUCACUCAUGAAAAUAAUUUUUUGUCAAUAUUUUGUACAAUCUGUGAAAUCCAAACAUUGUCUCCUUGUUUUAAAAGGUUUAUAUGCAAAAUGUUUUCAAGUUUUGACAAUGUUCUUAUGUAAAAAUAAAACCUAUUUUGGUACCUUU
Molecule: messenger RNA, 3618 nt
Organism: Micropterus salmoides (largemouth bass)
Lineage: Eukaryota; Metazoa; Chordata; Actinopteri; Centrarchiformes; Centrarchidae
Gene: erlin1
Product: ER lipid raft associated 1
Exons: 12
Coding region: 113-1126 (337 amino acids)
Biological process (GO): SREBP signaling pathway
Cellular component (GO): endoplasmic reticulum membrane; endoplasmic reticulum
Molecular function (GO): cholesterol binding; ubiquitin protein ligase binding
Source: RefSeq, a predicted model, not a curated record